UUCUUUAAUCUCCUCAUGCCUCUUUGAUGCUCCUCUCUUCUCUUCACCCAUGUACAUUCACUCCAUAUAUAAAGGUAUAACAGACCAAACCCCAAAUAUAAGCCUAAAAAACAAACCCCAACAAAUACUCCUCGCCUUUUCUUUUUCCCUCAAACAAUUCAAAUACUGAAGCAAGCAAGCAAGCAGAAAGAGAAAAUUUGAAUUGAAAAAAAAGGUAGAGAGAUAUGGGUCGUAUUCCAUGCUGCGAGAAGGAUAACGUUAAAAGAGGACAGUGGACACCUGAGGAAGAUAACAAGCUCUCUUCCUACAUUGCUCAACAUGGCACCAGGAAUUGGCGCCUCAUUCCUAAGAAUGCUGGCCUCCAGAGGUGUGGCAAGAGCUGCAGGCUAAGGUGGACUAAUUACCUUCGUCCUGAUCUCAAGCAUGGUCAAUUCUCAGAUGCAGAAGAGCAAACCAUUGUGAAGCUUCACUCUGUUUUUGGCAACCGAUGGUCUCUGAUAGCAGCUCAGCUGCCAGGCCGCACUGAUAAUGACGUCAAGAACCACUGGAACACCAAGCUGAAGAAGAAACUUUCAGGGAUGGGGAUCGACCCUGUGACCCACAAGCCAUUCUCCCACCUGAUGGCUGAAAUUGCAACAACAUUGGCACCCCCACAGGCAGCUCACCUUGCUGAAGCAGCACUGGGCUGCUUCAAAGAUGAGGUGCUUCAUCUUCUUACUAAGAAGAAGAUUAACUACCAGGCUCAACACCCCACUGCAGAAAUGGGGAAUAACAUGGCCUCUUUAAUUAACUAUAAACCUGAUGAGAAGGAUGACACUACUGAGAAGAUUAAGUUUGGGUUAUCCAAGGCUAUGCAAGAACCUGAAAUGAUAACCUCAAAUAAACCUUGGGACUGCACUGCAGCCACAUCUGCUAAUUUUGAGGGGACUUGCAGUGUCUUCCCUACAGUGCCUGGGUUUCAAUUUAGUCCGGUGUCGUUUGCCAACGAAGGGGAUGGAUCGCCAUGGAGCCAAAGUGUGCGUACCGGAAGUACAUGCACAGCCAUGGAUCAACAAGGCCAGUUACAUGAAAAACUUCAGGAAGAAAAUGGAGAUGAUUCUAACACUGCAAAAGAAAUUAGAAAUAGAUCCAAUUUAUUCAACGCGCAGUGUGUUCUGUGGGAUUUACCGUCAGAAGAUCUAAUUGAUCCCAUGGUAUAAGAAAGAUCACA
Molecule: messenger RNA, 1210 nt
Organism: Prosopis cineraria
Lineage: Eukaryota; Viridiplantae; Streptophyta; Magnoliopsida; Fabales; Fabaceae
Product: transcription factor MYB80
Exons: 3
Coding region: 225-1199 (324 amino acids)
Source: RefSeq, a predicted model, not a curated record